GGAACCAUUGUACGAAGGAAAUACUUUUCCACACGGUCGUAAUCCACCGAAAGGACUCAGGUGUCAUCAUACGAUGCUAGCUGUUAGCCUCUUGUACUCAAGCUCUAAAAUACAGUUCGGCGAGUAAUUUAACUUCUGUCACCGCCGCUUUCCUCAGUGCGUGUUGCUUGUUAAAGAGCGUGUCCGGCUGCUUUUGAGGUGUCUUGGAGGCAACGGUGUCGUUCGCUGCUCCGUGCUAAUCGUUAGCCAAGUGCUAACAACAGUGACAGCAACUAAGUUACAUGCGUCUGCCACCGCUGUCAUUUUCAGUGGCGGCCGAUCGACAGGGACCAAGGAAACUCUGACAGCCGUCCCCAGCAGAUAUCAUGGAGCUCCAGGCGGUGCUGAUGGCGGCUGGUGGGGGUUCUCGUAUGACUGAUCUGACAUACAACACCCCCAAACCUAUGCUGCCUGUUGGCAACAAGCCCCUCAUGUGGUAUCCGCUUAACCUGCUGGAGAGGGUGGGCUUUGAAGAGGUGAUAGUGAUAACCACUAAAGAGGUCCAGAAGAUGAUGAGCACAGACCCUAAAAUGAAGCUGGACGUGAAGAUGAAACUGGAUGUGGUUUGUAUCCAGGAAGAUGGAGACAUGGGCACCGCAGACGCUCUCAGACACAUCCAGCAGAAGAUCAAGACGGACAUCCUGGUGGUCAGUUGUGACCUGAUAACAGAUGUGGCGCUUCACGAGGUGGUUGAUCUGUUCAGAGCCCAUAACGCAACACUGGCAAUGCUAAUGAGCAAAGCACAUGAAUUCACAGAGACAGUCCCGGGCCAGAAGGGCAAGAAAAAGACAGCUGAGCAGAGAGACUUUGUUGGUGUGGAUCAUUCAGGCAAAAGGCUGCUCUUCAUGGCCAAUGAGGCAGAUCUGGAGGAUGGGCUAUCGAUUAGGAAGUCCAUCAUGAGGAAACAUCCCAGGAUGCAUAUCAAAACAGGCCUAGUGGAUGCUCACCUCUACUGUCUGAAAAAGGCAGUGGUGGACUUCCUGACAGAAAACAAGUCCAUCUCAUCAAUCCGUGGUGAGUUGGUACCGUAUUUGGUGCGAAAGCAGUUUUCCAAAACAACCGACAGUCAGAAAAUCAAAGACGACGCAGAGGAUCAGAACCAGAAAACAAACGACUGCUCUACAAACCAUGAGCUCCUCAUCUCAUCACGGGAUGAGCCUCUCCUCCAGCUGGCCCAGGAGCGCUCCUGUUGGAACGACCAUCACGGUGACAUGAGCGAGGCGUACCAUGGGGGAAAGCUGCGCUGCUAUGUUCACAUUAUGGACCAGGGCCUGUGCUACCGCGUCAGCACUCUAGCUGCUUACAUAGAGGCAAACCGACUGGCCCCAAAGCUGUUUGAGGAGCCAGCAGUCCAUCCAUCUGCUGUCAUCUCUGAGAGAUGUCAGAUGGGAUCAGACAGUAUCAUUGGAGCUCUGUGCCAGGUAGCAGAUAAGACUUCCAUAAAGAGGUCCACUAUUGGAAACUCCACCACUGUGAAAGAGAAGGUCAAAGUCACCAACUCUGUCAUCAUGCACGGGGUUACCAUCGAGGAGGGGUGUAAUAUCCAGGGCAGUGUGAUCUGCAGCAAUGCUGUUAUCGGCCGAGGAGCAGACCUCAAAUACUGUCUGGUGGGAAAUGGACAGCGGAUCGAACCAGAGUCUGAAAGGACUAACGAGGUCAUCGUUGGGAUGGACCAGCUGAUGGAGAUCUAGCUCCCGAGGGGAAGGAGUGGCAUCACCUUAUUAACCAAUCAGAGAGCAGCAAAACACAGAGGACAACUAAUUAAUCGGCUCACCGACCAAUCAGAAGCCUGGAUGCUGCCUGAAGGAUCGACUCUCCCACCACUAGGCUUUUUUGUACAUUGUGUCCAAAUAAACACAGGUCUGCUUAAACUCA
Molecule: messenger RNA, 1914 nt
Organism: Xiphias gladius (swordfish)
Lineage: Eukaryota; Metazoa; Chordata; Actinopteri; Istiophoriformes; Xiphiidae
Gene: eif2b3
Product: eukaryotic translation initiation factor 2B, subunit 3 gamma
Exons: 12
Coding region: 366-1730 (454 amino acids)
Biological process (GO): biosynthetic process; cytoplasmic translational initiation
Cellular component (GO): guanyl-nucleotide exchange factor complex; eukaryotic translation initiation factor 2B complex
Molecular function (GO): guanyl-nucleotide exchange factor activity; translation initiation factor activity
Source: RefSeq, a predicted model, not a curated record